UUGUAUGGAAUUUUGGGUUGUAAACUGUUUUUUAGCAAGUGCAGCAUUCGUAAGUUUUCAAUCUUAAAAUAUAGUUCAUAUUGUUCUUAGUUGUUGAUGCUAAUAAACCAUAUUAUCCCUAUGCCUUUGCUUCUAAAAAAACUGAUGAUGGGUAUACAAUUGAUCAAAAAGCGAGUGCGACUUCUUGUAUUGUAGCUUCUAGUGUAAUAGUUCUACUAUUGAUUUAAGCUUUAUCUUUUGAUUGCAAUAGGAUUAUUAUUUUGGAAAAUGAAUAGAGAUUAAAGAAUAAAAGAAAGUUAACAAUAUCCUCGUUUUGCUGCUGCUUAAGGAUAUGAUUAAUAACAAUAUUCAUAAAGAGGACGUUCAAUUGAAUUGUGAU
Paramecium pentaurelia is the source of this 379-nucleotide messenger RNA. The record is from the annotation of a GenBank genome assembly. NCBI's taxonomy places the organism in Eukaryota, Ciliophora, Oligohymenophorea, Peniculida, Parameciidae.